AUGGCGGCGGUAACUCCCGCCCCUGACUGGGACAAUGCUAUUUUUCUUGGAAACAUCAAUAGAGAGUUGGAACCCCUUGAUGUGCAAGACCAAGUUCUUCAGCUACUGCUGUUCUUUGGUGUUAGUCUUAGCAAUGAUAGUCUUCAAGUUAAGUAUUCAAAGAACAGUGCAGCUUACAUUGCAUUUGUAAACCUUAGCAGCAGUGAUGAGCAGAAAUACGUUUAUGAGAAUCUAUCAAAAGAUUCGGGGAGACUUGUUGUCGAUACUUUGGUGCAAGAUGGGCGUAAUCUCAAAGUUGAUUACUAUAGAAAGCUUAAUGAGACAUUGCCCUCCAGUGCUGUUAUAGAGGAACAUGUAAGUAUCGUUCGUCCCAGCACCGCUCCCUCAUCUUCUACAGCAACUACCCUUAGUCAGGGUCAAGGCCAGCUUUUUGCUCAAGAGGAAGAUCAACUUGAAGUGCACGGCCAUAGUUACCAGUUUCAAGAAAGAAGGUCUGUUACCAGACACUCAUUGGUCGCAGAGUCGGUCAGAAAUGAUGAACUUGGUAAUUAUAGCAUGCAGCAUGACCAGAUUAGAGUGACACCAAUACCACUCAGAGAUGAUUAUGGCCCUCGUCCUCAUCCUGAAAGUCAAAAUGGUAAUCAAGAGCAAGCUGAAGCAAUAGUCUCAAGAGAUAUUGCUACUUCAGAGAAUUCUGACAGGACUGGUGCAAACGGUUUUAGGAAUGCCCCACCUCCAGACUCAAGUAUUGUUGAACCAUGCGUGUCUGCACGAACAUUUAAAAAGAGGAGACGAAAACGAAGAAACAGAAGUAGAAAUAGGCAAUUACCGACAUCGGAUUCUGACACAGACGAUGAUCGUGUUAGUACAGGAACUUUUACGGUUGAGGAUCAACAAAUAUCUCUCAACAAUACAUAUACACUGGACGACAACGAGGCAGUGUUAGCUACAACCAGUGCAGAUAGAAGAAACAACUCAAGACCACCUAGUCGACUCCCACAAUUGAAAAACCGACCUCUUAAAACUACUGAACAGCUUGGAAGGCUGAAGAAACUGGGACCCACUACAGAAGCAAGUGCAAAGCCACAUCAAAGUGUGGGCAUAAUCCCGAAGACCGCUCCACAUAUUCUUUCGAAGCCAAUACAGUCACCACCAAAGCCAUCGCAGUCACCACCAAAGCCAUCGCAGUCACCUCCAAAACAGGCACAGUUACCACAGAAACGGUCACAGUCACCACAGAAACGAUCUCAGUCACCACCAAAACAGCUAACAUCCAAAUCAAAAACCACUGAGGGUCUAUCAUACUCAUUGGGCCAGAAAUUAGGAAAUGAAAAUAGACAUUUAGAGUUUAAAACUGGCGGUGGCGAGUACUUGCGAAAAAUUUUAAAAGAACAUAUCAGUAAAUACGUGUGUGGGUUUCUUAAUAGUGAAGGUGGUUCCUUGCUAAUUGGAGUUGGAGAUGAUGGUACUGUACAUGGGGUGCAUUGUGAUCAGAUGAAAGAAGACCGAGUCAGACGAGAUGUGGAUUUUGUUAUCAAGAUGUUCAAACCCCAUAUUUUCCCUGAAUUGUACUCUAUUAAUUUUAUUCCUGUUAGAAAUCAACGAUUGGGAUCUCUAAAGGUUGUCAAGAUAACAGUGAAAGAAGGCAUAUCCAACACAUUGUAUGAGAACGGUAAAGGCGAGGUGUAUAUAAGAAGAGAUGGCAGUAUACAGGGACCACUUAAAGCUCAUGAAAUUAAGGAAUGGUGUAGAAUGACAUUUAGUAAAGAGGUGGACACAUUGAAGAAGCGAGAAAAGUUACUUGAAGCAGAAAUUGAAAAACAGAAAGAGGUUGAAGCCCAGCUGCGAAUAGAUCUGUCAAAAAAUCAAAAAAAUUCCAAAGUCUGUGUUAUUCUUUGAAAGCAGUAUUUACAUAUAUGUAACUUAACCUUUUAAUUAUAUAGUAUCGUAUUUAUUCUAUAUAUUAGAAGCGCAUUUAGAAUAAAAAUUACAUUUGUUAUAUACUAUGAGGUUAUUAUGAGGAUACCGAAAAGUGUGCUUAAAGACAGUACAGCGGGAGUAUCGAUCGACCGAUG
Saccoglossus kowalevskii is the source of this 2075-nucleotide messenger RNA. RefSeq lists its product as uncharacterized. Lineage: Eukaryota; Metazoa; Hemichordata; Enteropneusta; Harrimaniidae. The record is from RefSeq and is a predicted model, not a curated record.